Dermacentor albipictus is the source of this 1333-nucleotide messenger RNA. It is a transcript of the gene Oda, whose product is annotated as Ornithine decarboxylase antizyme. The record is from RefSeq and is a predicted model, not a curated record. NCBI's taxonomy places the organism in Eukaryota, Metazoa, Arthropoda, Arachnida, Ixodida, Ixodidae. Gene Ontology annotation, molecular function: ornithine decarboxylase inhibitor activity. Gene Ontology annotation, biological process: positive regulation of protein catabolic process. Gene Ontology annotation, cellular component: cytoplasm; nucleus.
AUGCCUGGACGCUGCUGCGCCACUACUGUAUCUCUCUGGGUGCUGGGCCUCUGUGGUGUUCCUGAUGCGCCCCAUGCCGCCGACGUGUCGCUGUCAAGCACAGGAGGCAGCGGCGUGGGGUCUCUGAAAGCGCCCCCUGUGGACAACUCCCAUGUUCGAAAGGGAGGAGAGCUGUUUUCGCGGCAGUGGAGCGAGGAAGCGGUGCGGCUGACGUUCCGCUGCCGUCUGACGGAGCAGACCGAGGUCAACUGGGAGACCGUGCUGUGCCAGGACCGGCUGUAUGUGCAGCUGCCGUCCUGUGUGCUGCCCGAUGGCUCUCGGGAGGCCUUUGUCACACUGCUCGAGUUUGCCGAAGAGCAGCUGGGUUGCACCCAUGUCCUGGUCUUAUUCAACAAGGACCGUCCCGACAGAGCUGGCAUCAUGCGCACGUUCAUGUUCCUGGGCUUCUCAGUACUGGCCCCGGGACAUCCACUUGUGCCGCAGUCAACGUCUGAAGGGCUUCUCUACAUGGUUUACGCCAUCGAGUGAGACAUGCGACGCCAUCGACAACCCAGCGUCCUUCGGGGCUCCACUGCUGCACCAACAGUUUCUUCGUGUUGUUCCUUUUUCUGCAACUCUUUCGGGGAGGAGAUCCAAAGCGUGUAACCUUUUGGCGUGUUCAAGCAUUAGCAACGAGAAAAGAGGGGCUUCAAAGUUGCGUGGGGGCAAAUUCUACGGGGUUGGGCGGCCAAUUCAAUAUUGGGACGUUGUUCGGGGCAGGCAUUUUCAGAGACCGCGCGUUAGACCUAGAGCUUUGCGACCACAAGCGAGGAUUCAGUUUGCUAGCAAUUUCGUAAUCUGUUUAGACCCCAGCAUGUCCUAGGCAUGGCGGCGUAAUAGCGUAAACGUUUUUUUUUUUUCUUAAGUAAAAAAAUGUGUCCUCAAUGUUUGGCACUUGUAAUUCUAUAUGGCUUAGUGUAGACGUUCGUUUGGGACCAAUGCAGUGUUUAGGGCAUAAGUUAGCCUUUAGAUAUCAUGUACACUGUUUCAAAAAGUACAUGUUGCCUCGCUUGUGGGACUAGCUUCUUCCUGUGCUAGAUUAGCACGUCUGUAUCCUUGCUCAUAAAGUUCAAAAAAAUGUAAAAAAAAUUGCAUAAACUGCCAAAAAUGUUCAAAAAACACCAAUGGCCUUGUGUAUUGUCACUUUCUUCAUUCACUUGCUUUCGGAGUUGUGCAACUGUUUCGUGGCUUCUCACAGUUCGCAAGUCUUCCUUAUGCAUGCAACACAUCCUGUGUUUUUCAUUUCUUCCAGCUUUUUUUGUGUUCUAUAACAAAUAAAACGUUUUGUCUUGGA